Labeo rohita (rohu) is the source of this 6703-nucleotide messenger RNA. RefSeq names its product zinc finger protein 318 (gene znf318). Gene Ontology annotation, molecular function: zinc ion binding; nucleic acid binding. The record is from RefSeq and is a predicted model, not a curated record. Gene Ontology annotation, biological process: positive regulation of DNA-templated transcription; negative regulation of DNA-templated transcription. Lineage: Eukaryota; Metazoa; Chordata; Actinopteri; Cypriniformes; Cyprinidae. The transcript is spliced from 11 exons. Gene Ontology annotation, cellular component: nucleoplasm. Bases 191 to 5989 code for a protein of 1932 amino acids.
GGCCUGUGAUUGCGGGCCAAUGGCGGCACAGGAAGCGACCACAGAGAGAGUCGUUUGUGUGUGAUGAAUACGCUCUCAUUCAUAACGAAUUUUUUGGAUUCGCAUUUACCUGUUGCAGGGACAAUCGCCAUCCUGCACCCCGGAUAAUAAGGACUCCACGUCGCCGCAGAAACAGCGACUAAGCGUCGUUAUGUAUCGCGGUUCUAGGCCGCACAGAGGCGGCUAUCAUCCGCCGCCGUCGCGUGGUUUCGGGCCCCGUCCUGCACCAGGCCAUCCUCCCGACCGGGCCCAUCACGCAACUCCGGAUCCGUACCGGCGCCCGUCACCGCGGAGGAGAUAUUCACCAUCUGAAGAAUACAGAGGAGGGCGACCUCAGCGAGGCUACGGGAGGUACAGUCCAUCACCUCCUCGUGGUGGACUACCUGUUGAUCACAGUCUGGUCAUAACUGUGGGCAAUGAGCUGACCCAUCCAUCGGGCUACUCAGGGACUGAAGCUCCCUAUGUCCGAGACUAUGCAGCUGGAGAAUCACAGUAUAAUAAGCCCUAUUACUCUCCACGGAAAUCAAGCUAUGAUGGGCACAGCGAUAGAGGUUCGAGGAGGCGCAGUGUUAGUCGCGGCAGGAGCAGGGGGCGGAGUCGCAGUCCCGGCUACGGCCGCAGCAAAAGUCGCCCGCGCAGCCGGAGCAGGAGUCGGAGCUACAGCCGCGGCAGGAGUCCCGAACGAGCGAAGAGCCGAGCUCGUAGCAAGAGCAGAACCCGUGGGAGGAGCUACAGUAGAAGUCGAAGCAGAAGCGGAAGCCGCAGUCGCAGACAGAGUAGGGCCAGGAGCAGAGCACGGAGCAAAAGCCGGCCACGUAGCCGCAGUCGUGAAAGGAGCCGUAGUAGGGGGAGAAGCAGAGGGAGAAGCAGAGGAAGGAGUCGCGCUAGGAGCUGGAGCCGCAGCGGCAGUCGUAGUGGUAGCAGUAGCAGCAGCGGCUCCAGUAGGAGUCGUCGCAGCAGCGUCAACAGGAGAGUCAAAUCAGGUGAUUUUAGACAGGGUGAAGAGGACUUUACUGAGCUGGAGAAGGCCAGAAGACGUAAAGAAAUUCAGGAUAUGCUCGUACAGCCUGCAAAGUCAAUUUUGAAGAAAAGAAUGGAUUCCUCUGAGACAGAUUCUCCCAUGCUCGUGCAGAAUAGUGAUUCCCCUCGUGGAAAUCCAGAUGGUGGUCUUUCACAUGAGGCGGAACAGCUUCUCUGUGCACUUUCCAAAACCAUGGAUCCAGACUUGUUGGCAUCCAUGCUGGGAAAAAGCUCUGAUAGUGGUGUUCUCGAAGAGCUGAUUGGCAAAAUCCAACCGGCCAGAGAGGGUGGAAGUGACUUGCUCUUCCCUCACGAGAAGGGAAGACAGGAGAAAGCAGAUCUCACACAGUUCCUUGGAAUGAUAGCAGAGGUUGCCCAACCACAGAAUGUAAAAAGGAGCCAUCCAGAUAUUGAAGAUGAGGAGAAAUUCCUCUACGGAGACGAAGAGGACGAGGGCGAUGAGGUGAAACCAACAAAUUCCAACUUUCCAGACACAAGUUACCCACAGUCUUGUGAUAUUCAGAGAAGAGAUUCUUACACUUUUGGUCAUACUGGAGAAAAUGUGAUGAGCCAUUUGCAGAGAGACGACAGGCAGAUGGACAGGCGUCGUUCCUCAGCUACACCUGAGGAACAUUCUAAGGAGGAACCACAUGACUUUCCACCUGGAGUUGGGCCACAGGAUGUCAAAGUGAGGAAGGAGGUAGAGGAGUAUGAGAAGAUACAAGAUUUGCUGAAAACAAUUGGCUUGGACUUGGGUGUGGCUGAGAUAAGCAAGAUGGCUGCUAGGACGCAAGCGCGCCUUCACGGUAACACCCCUGUGAAGACGCCAACUCGUCGACAGUUGGAUAGAAAACACCGGAGCCGUAGUAGGAGUUACAGCAGCAGUAGCAGCAGGAGCUCCAGUCGCAGUCGGAGUAGCAGCCGAAGUAGAAGCAGAAGUCGGCGAAGCCGAAGCGGCAGUUUAGAUCACAUUUCAAGUCGCAGUAAGAAAAAGCCAGUUUCCCCAGAACAAAGAUCUCCACGCUCACAUAGUGAGAACAAGAAAGAGUCUCAACCUGCCAUUGCUCAACCAGAAAGCAGCUGGCCUACCACACCCACUGGGGGUCCUGGGACACAGGGGUAUCCCUCCCAACCCAGCCUCCCGCCACUUCCCAUGCCCCCAUACCCACCCCCACGUGGGGUAAUGCCACCUGACUAUCCACCACGUGGUUACGACCCAUAUGGCAAUUAUGUUCCAUAUAUGCCUCCGGGAUGGCCGAUGUACCCACCUCCAGGUAUGCCGGUACCUCCUCCCAGUCCAGUGGAUCCCUACAACCUCCCUAACAUUGAGCGACCCUUUCUUAAAGUCAUCAAAACUGUCUCGAAUGAUAGUAAAGAGAGAGAUCCAAAAGCACCCCCUAAAUCAGAUCCUGUGGUCUCUAAAGCGAUCACCAGUGGCAUUCAGAGGAAAGAAAUGGAAGAUAAGAAUACUGCUAGCCAAAAGCAAAAGGUCAUGGAAGAGCUUGAAAAGCUAAAAAAGGAGAAAGAAGUGCGACACAAGAGGAAAGAAAAUCUCUUAAAGGAUGUGGAGACAUUGAGAAAGCAGCAAGGGGAGCUUCUUCGAAAGAAGCGAAGGGAGAAAGAUGGCCACAAGGACCCUCUCCUCAUCGAGCUCGGUCAGCUACAAGAGGAUGCAAUGGCCCAAAUCUCUAAAUUACGUGCUGAACAGAGAGAGGCAGAUCAAAAACAUGAAGAGCUGGUCAAAGUGGCUCUUAUUCUCGGUAUAGACUACAAAGACUCGAAGAUCUCUGGUGACCAUGGGCAGCAGCCCCUUCAGAGUAAAAAGGAGUCAACCAGAAGCCCAGAGAAAUCAGUGGCCAAAACCAGCACCUCGUACAAUAAGGUAGCCUCCUCGAAAUCAAGAGCGUCUCCUGAAAAAUCCAAGUCACCUCCUCCGUCGAGCAGCCAUUCCCUGGACACUGCUGCCGAGCAGUUCGAGUACUACGAUGCAGGAAACCACUGGUGUAAAAACUGCAAUGUUACCAGUGGUUCAAUGUUUGAUUAUUUCAUGCAUUUGCACAGCAAAACCCACAGGAAGACUCUAGAUCCUUACGACAGACCUUGGGCGAAAUCAGAGAGUGAAAAGAAACCCCCAGCUGGAAAGAGGACUUCAAAGCCAGCCAAAGGUUCUGAGUUCUUGAUCCCUAUAAGGGGAUUCUUCUGCCAGUUAUGUGAAGAAUUUUUUGGGGAUCCCAUUUGUGCUGAGGCCCAUGUCACCUGCCAUAAUCACAAUGAGAAAUACAAGGCAAAAAUGUAUGAAAAUCCCCUCUAUGAGCAAAGGCGGAACCUGGACCGUCAGGCUGGCUUAGAGAGCCAAAAGAGUUCAGAUCACAAACGAAAACGUGAAGACGACGAACAGGAUGAUGCGAAGAAAUCCAAACACAGCAAAGGAAAAUUGUCAAGUAAUGAAGUGGAGACAAAACCACAGUACAGCAAGGAAGAGGAGUAUAAGAAUAUCAAAGAGAGUGAUAAUAAACUCAAGGAGAAAUACAAGAAAGAGGAUAUAGAUAAACAGAAAUACAAGAAGGAGGAUGAUGAGAGAGCCAAAAUAAAGAAGGAAGAGGAUGAGAGAGCUAGGUACAAAAAAGACGAUGAUGAGCGAAACCGCUUUAGAAAAGAAGACGAAUACACAUACAAGUACAGGAAGGAGGAAGGGGAGAGGUCCAGGUAUGAAGAGGACAAAUAUAGAAACAGAGAUGAUGACGAACACUAUCGAUAUAGAGAAGAGGAUGAUAAAUAUAGAUUCAGAAAGGAUGAUGAUAGAGGCCGAUAUAGUAGAGAAGAGGAGAAGCCCAAGUAUGGCAGAGAAGAUGAUAAGAAAUACAAAUACACUCGGGAGGCUGAAGAGAAGAAGUCAAAAUACAAAGAUGAGGACUGGGGGAAGUGGCCGAAAUCAAAGUGGGAUGAUGACCAAGAGAGUAACGGGAAGUAUGAAAAAAAGGAAGAUAAAGCUCAGCACCAGAAGGGCAAGGCUGGUUCUUCCAAAGAUGACAAGGAGAGCAUUGGGAAGUCCAGUGCUAAAGAUGGCAAAUCAGAACCAGAGAAACCCAGUGAACCUCCUAAAAUCUUAUGCGGCCCAAGUCCUGCCUUGCUUGCUAAGCUUCGCAAGAAGAAUGAGGAAGCUGCUGGUCGGCCUGGCUUUGGAAAGUUUGGUAUGAAAAAGCCACAGAAGACGGCACUGGAGAAGGAGGCAGAGAGGAUGGCGGCACAAUUCCUAAAGGAAGAGGAGGAGAGUAUGCCUGCUGAGGAUGCUGAGCUAGAUCCUUUUACCAAGUCUAUAGCUGCUGCAAAAUCCAUUGCUAUCAAAUUGACAGGAAAGGCUGUGCUGCCCCCCUCAGGUGAAUGGCUAGCAUACAACGAAAAUAAAACUAAUCCUAGUUUACCUCCUCCCACAUCUCCCAUGGUUAUUAGGAAGUCUUUCACAGGUGUGCAAAAUAAACCGACACCAUCUGCCGACAAAUCUCCUGCACCUGUGACAGGAGCUCUAAAGGGCCCAGCGUUGUCAGCAGACCUCAUCUCUAAGGCAUUUAGUGGAGAAGAGGUGCAGUUGAAACAAACAAAGGACACCCCUGCAAACCCUGUAGAUAUCUUCAACAUACCUGCACCACUUCAGUCUCCCACUGCAGCGCCAAAAAUGGCAAUUUCCAGCCAGGUGAAACCUGUUACUCCCAGUCCAUGUGUUCGAGCCACUCUCGAGUCUGAUGUGGCUGCUCCCGGAGUGCCUGUGGAGGAGCAGAAUCUCACCGUAUUUCUUCGUCCUCCUCCUCAGCUUUCUUCUAAUGCCAGAGAACCACCCCUCAAAACUGUAAAGCCAAAGACAACUCUUGCAACAGGAAAAGCAAAAGAUUUGUUUGACAUUUUCUACAGUGGCAGUGCUGCAGUUAAAACAGCAGUCAGUGCCAGUCUUGGCGACAAACAAGACUCUAGAUUUGCUCUUCGAGACAGUGGCUCAACCUGCAAAGAGUCCAACAGUAAAGGCAGUGAUGUUUGUCAGAGCAAAGAACCUCUCAAGAACAAGGACUCAAAUGUUGUCUUGAGAGAAGAACCUCUGAAGAACAAGGACUCAAAUGUUGUCUUGAGAGAAGAACCUCUGAAGAAUGAGGAGUCAGGAGUUUCCCAAAAAUUACUCCCCAGGAACGAGGACUCUGAAGUUUCCCAGAGCGAAGAACCCAUGAACAGUGAGGACUCAAAUGUUGUCCAGAGAGAUAAGUCUCCCAGGAGCGAGGACUCAGUUACCCAGAUAAAAGACUCCCUUAAGGAUGAGGACACAAACGUUGCCCAGAUAGAAGACUCUCCCAAAAAUGAGGACUCAAAUAUUGCCCGGAUACAAGCCUCUCCCAGGUGUGAUGACUCAAAUGUUGCCCAGAUAGAAGACUCUCCCAAAAAUGAGGACUCAGAUGUUGCCCAGAUAGAAAACUCUCCCAAGAAUGAGGAAUCAAAUGUUGCCCAGAUAGAACACUCCCCCAAGAAUGAGGACUCAGAAUUUGCUCAGAGCGACGAACCCCACAGAAAUGAGGACUCAGAAGUUUCCCAGACAGACGAACCCCCCAAGAAUGAGGUCUCGAUUGUUGCCCAAAGAGAAGACUCACCCAAGAACGAGGUCUCAGAAUUUGAACAAGCCUUUGAGGAUGCCAUCUUAAAACCUGAGCUUCCAAAUGAAGAUAACGCAAAAGAGGAAGGUUUUGUUGAUCAACAAGUUCUUAAAUCUAUUGAAAUCUCUGUGGGGGAUAUAACUGUGAUGGAAGUUGAUAGUCAGGAUGCAGGGCAGACAAAUAAUGGAGAGGAAAACCCUCUGGAAUCUGAGGAGCCUAUGUCAUUCUCCCCCAUUCCUGGUUCUUUCACUGAGCAACUGAACUUGGACACAUUUGAAUUCAAUUUCGAGCCUUUGUAAAGGACCUUCCAAGAGUAGGUUUAGGGAUGUACAUGUUACCUCUGAAUGUAAAUAAGUGAUUUUGAACUAUUCUUUGUAUUUGCUUUAUCCAGUUAGAAUGUUUCAUGUCUAUUCUUAACCUUUUGGCAGGUAAUGCCAGUGAAAACGUGGACUGAAAAGCAUUCAUUCUGAAGUGGGUGCUGGGGAAGGAAUCCCUCUAAGAGAAUGAAAACUUUCAUCAAGUAAUGAACCCUUAAUAUGUGUAAAAGUUUCUCUGUCUUGUCAAAAGCACCUGGUUGUUGAGCUACUUGUUUCCUUAUUUUGUUUCCAGCAGAAACCAUUCCUUUUUCCCAAGGUAACGUAAAACAUACAAUGCAUAUGAUGUGUAUCAAACAUUUACGUCUGUAAAGCCAUUUGCUGUGUUCGUUCCAUUUAAAUAAAUGAGGAUAUUUUAAUGCAGGAGCCAGAAAGAUCCAGGCUCAGAGAAGAGAAAUGGCGUGGAGUUCAUGCUUCAAGGACAUAUGCGUUCACAACUCUGGCCAGAAAAUGUCACGCUUGGCCUCUGUAGUUUUUAUUACACUGUACUCUGUAUUGAUGACUUUUCUUUCCAGUUUCAGUUUUUGUUGUUGUUAUAAUGUUCAAAUUGCUUCCAUGCUACUUAAGCAUCUACAGAUAGUUGGUGUAAUUGCACAAGUUCUGUGCUAGCUCAAAUAAAUCACAGCAACCCUUCCUGUC